Molecule: messenger RNA, 1332 nt
Organism: Lodderomyces pseudojiufengensis
Lineage: Eukaryota; Fungi; Ascomycota; Pichiomycetes; Serinales; Debaryomycetaceae
Exons: 1
Coding region: 1-1332 (443 amino acids)
Molecular function (GO): oxidoreductase activity, acting on the CH-CH group of donors; flavin adenine dinucleotide binding
Source: RefSeq, a predicted model, not a curated record
AUGUCUGUUAAAGAUGAGAUUCCCGCUGUGUUUUUGGAAAAAAUCUCUCCAAGAGGUUUAGAAGCUAUUCAAAAAACAAAAGAUUUUGUAAAUGAUUAUUGUUUACCAGCUGAUGAAAUAUAUUUCAAUCAAAUAUCAACUGAUCCAGCUAGAAGAUGGAAAGAAAUACCUCCAAUUAUUGAAACUCUCAAAGCAAAAGCUAAAGAAUUGGGGUUAUGGAAUAUGUUUUUAUCAAAACAUUACAAGGAAGGUCCUCAAUAUACAAAUUUAGAGUAUGGGUUAAUGGCUAGAUAUUUGGGAAGAUCACACACAGGGCCUGAAGCAACAAAUACAAAUGCUCCAGAUACUGGUAAUAUGGAAUUAUUUGCAAAAUAUGGUACACCUUAUCACAAGGACAAGUAUCUAAAACCAUUAUUAAAUGGAAAAAUAAGAUCCGCUUUUUUAAUGACUGAGAAAGGUACUUCAUCAUCUAAUGCCCUAAAUAUCUCCACAAGUGCUAUUAAAAAUAAGCAAGGCAAUUAUGUUUUGAAUGGAGUCAAAUGGUUUGCAUCUGGAGCAGGUGAUCCAAGAUGUGCUGUUUGGUUGAUUAUGUGUAAAACAAGUUCCAACGAAGAUAAACCAUAUCGAAAUCAUACCUUGUUUAUUGUUGAUGCUAAAAGGGCAUUAAGUUCAGGAAAAGCUAAAUUAAUUAGACCAUUAUCAGUAAUGGGAUAUGAUGAUGCUCCACAUGGACAUUGUGAAAUUGAAUUUAAUGACUAUGAGAUACCUUCGGAUGAAAUGCCUAAUGUUGUUAUGGCAGGAGAAGGUAGAGGUUUUGAAUUAAUUCAAUCUAGAUUAGGUCCAGGAAGAAUCCAUCAUUGUAUGAGAGCUAUUGGAACAGGAGAAUUUGCAUUAUUAAAAAUUGCUCAUAGGGCUAAUCAUAGAUUGAUUUUCGGUAAACCAAUGAGUCAAAGAGAAAGUUUCUUAUAUAAAUAUGCUCAAAGUAGGAUUGAUCUUGAAAGAUGCUUUUUAUUGGUGUUAAAUGCUGCUCAUAAAAUAGAUAUAUCGAAUGCUAAAGCCGCUCAAAGAGAGAUAGCUAUGUCAAAAAUCGAAACUCCUAGAACCGUUAGUGAUAUUCUUGAUUGGGGAAUUCAAGUAUUUGGUGCUGAAGGAGUUUCUCAAGACACGGAGUUAGCAAGAAUGUAUGCAUUAAAUAGAACCUUAAGAAUUGCUGAUGGUCCAGAUGAAGCACAUUUAGCUCAAUUGGCAAGAAAUGAGUUCAAAAAAUUUAAUGACAUUGAUACAUAUUUUGAAAAUUUCGAAACAAAUCAAAAAAAAUUAAGUAAAUUAUAA